Messenger RNA from Chionomys nivalis (European snow vole), 4285 nucleotides. RefSeq names its product zinc finger FYVE-type containing 1 (gene Zfyve1). The record is from RefSeq and is a predicted model, not a curated record. Gene Ontology annotation, molecular function: metal ion binding. The transcript has 12 exons. NCBI's taxonomy places the organism in Eukaryota, Metazoa, Chordata, Mammalia, Rodentia, Cricetidae. The coding region runs from base 654 to 2987 and encodes 777 amino acids.
UUCACUCUGAUCAGCUGAUUCCAAGUGACAACAAGAGAGGAGGAAGCCUGGGAGGCAGCAGAGGAGGAGGGGGCGGAGAUGUUGCUGAGGAUGGAUCUGUCGGGGCCCUAGAGCAGCCUAGGUCCCGUCGGUAACCCGCGUCUCCCACAUCGCCUUGCCGCGGCCAAGCUGCUCCGGAUGAGUGAAAUCCUCUUCCCCUGUUCUAGGGAGCCCUUGAAAUACUGGCUGGAGGAGGUUCACAUGUGCCAGACAGCUCCUCCCUCCCCACCUUCUUUCAUCACUACGACUUUGUGGCUGAGGCCCAGCUGAUGAGCCUACUACCUUUGUGAACCCAGCAAGCCUCUCACCGCACAUCCAAGACUGAGCCCAGUUCCUUCUGACUACAACUUUCUCUGCACUUUGUAGAUGAUGAAACCUUCAAACUCAAUCGACAGUGCUGCUGAAACAAGAGCCUGGGAAGCAGAGCACUAAAAAUUUGGACAUUUGUGUGUGUGCAAAAAUUCUUAGCCAGACAGGUUUUGUUUUUUAAAAAGUGUUCAGAACCCUGUGGAAGCACUAGCCACCUUCAGACUCCAAGCCUUUGUCUUCCUUCAUUCCCGGGCGAGUACAGUAGUGAGUGGUCCAGGCGGGGUGGUUUUCAGACAGUCUAAGUUAUGAGUGCCCAGGCUUCCCCAGCCGAGAAGGGCCUGAAUCCGGGCCUCCUGUGCCAGGAGAGCUAUGCCUGCGGCGGGACUGACGAAGCCGUCUUCGAAUGUGAUGAGUGUUGCAGUUUGCAGUGUCUUCGCUGUGAGGAGGAACUGCACAGGCAGGAGCGCCUUCGAAACCACGAGCGGAUAAGACUCAAAGCUGGCCACGUCCCGUACUGUGACCCCUGCAAGGGCCCCAACGGGCAUUCUCCAGGUGUGAGGCAGAGGGCAGCCGUGAGGUGCCAGACCUGCAAAAUCAACCUGUGUCUGGAAUGCCAGAAGAGGACUCAUUCGGGAGGUAACAAGCGGAGACACCCCGUUACUGUGUACCAUGUCAGUAAGGCCCAGGAACCCCUGGAGGGGGAAGAGAUGGAUGAGGAGACCAAGAGGAAGAAGAUGACAGAGAGGGUUGUGAGCUUCCUCCUGGUCGAUGAAAACGAAGAGAUUCAGGUAACAAAUGAAGAGGACUUUAUUAGGAAAUUGGACUGUAAGCCCGAUCAGCAUCUCAAGGUGGUUUCCAUUUUUGGAAAUACUGGUGAUGGAAAGUCUCAUACCCUCAACCACACUUUCUUCUAUGGCCGAGAAGUCUUCAAAACCUCCCCUGCUCAGGAGUCCUGCACGGUGGGAGUAUGGGCAGCCUAUGACCCAGUCAAUAAAGUAGCAGUGAUAGACACAGAAGGGCUCUUGGGGGCCACUGUGAACCUCAGCCAGAGAACACGGCUGCUGCUGAAGGUCCUGGCCAUUUCAGACCUGGUCAUCUAUCGAACUCAUGCAGACCGGCUGCAUAACGACCUCUUCAAAUUCCUCGGGGACGCCUCAGAAGCUUACCUGAAGCACUUUACCAAGGAACUCAAGGCUACCACUGCACGCUGUGGCCUGGAUGUCCCCUUAUCCACCCUGGGCCCUGCAGUUAUUAUUUUCCAUGAGACUGUGCACACGCAGCUCCUGGGUUCUGAUCACCCUUCAGAGGCACCCGAAAAACUCAUCCAGGACCGGUUCAGGAAGUUGGGCCGCUUCCCCGAAGCCUUUAGCUCCAUUCAUUACAAGGGAACGAGGACAUACAAUCCCCCUACAGACUUCUCCGGGCUUCGGCGCGCUUUGGAGCAGCUGCUAGAGAACAAUACCACCAGGUCUCCCCGGCACCCGGGGGUCAUCUUCAAAGCCCUGAAGGCACUGAGCGACCGCUUCAGCGGUGAAAUCCCCGAUGACCAAAUGGCGCACAGUUCAUUUUUUCCAGAUGAGUACUUCACCUGCUCCUCGCUCUGCCUCAGCUGUGGGGUUGGGUGUAAGAACAGCAUGAACCAUGGCAAGGAAGGAGUGCCUCAUGAAGCUAAGAGCCGCUGCAGGUACUCGCACCAGUACGACAACCGCGUUUACACUUGUAAGGCCUGUUAUGAGAGAGGCAAGGAAGUCAGCGUGGUGCCCAAAACAUCUGCCUCCACGGACUCUCCCUGGAUGGGUCUUGCAAAGUAUGCCUGGUCUGGGUAUGUGAUUGAAUGUCCUAACUGUGGUGUGGUCUACCGGAGCCGGCAGUACUGGUUUGGGAACCAAGAUCCUGUGGACACGGUGGUGCGGACCGAGAUUGUACAUGUGUGGCCUGGAACUGAUGCAUUUCUGAAGGACAACAACAAUGCUGCCCAGCGUCUGUUGGAUGGGAUGAACUUUAUGGCUCAAUCAGUGUCUGAGCUUAGCCUUGGACCCACUAAGGCUGUGACUUCUUGGCUAACAGACCAGAUCGCCCCUGCCUACUGGAGGCCCAACUCCCAGAUCCUGAGCUGCAACCAGUGUGCAACAUCCUUCAAAGACAACGACACCAAGCAUCACUGCCGGGCCUGUGGUGAGGGCUUCUGCGAUAGCUGUUCAUCCAAGACACGGCCAGUCCCUGAGCGGGGCUGGGGACCUGCGCCCGUCCGGGUGUGUGACACCUGCUACGGCGCCAGGAACGUCCAGUUAGAUGUGGCUGAGGUGCAGGCAGAUGAUGAAGGUGGAACACUGAUUGCGCGGAAGGUGGGCGAAGCCGUGCAGAACACCCUGGGUGCCGUGGUGACAGCUAUUGAUAUACCACUAGGCCUGGUGAAAGAUGCCGCCAGGCCGGCCUACUGGGUGCCCGACCAUGAGAUCCUGCACUGCCACAGCUGCCGGAAGGAGUUCAGCGUCAAGCUCUCCAAGCACCACUGCCGAGCUUGCGGACAGGGCUUCUGUGAUGAGUGCUCCCAUGACCGGAGGGCUGUCCCCUCUCGUGGCUGGGACCAUCCCGUCCGAGUCUGCUUCAACUGCAAUAAAAAGCCCGGUGACCUUUAACCCCAGCUCCCUCUCCGAUUCCUUCAGAAUUCCUUAGGUUCUCAGGGUUAGAAACAGAAGUCUCACUGAGGCUGGCCUCCUGGUCACCUGUUGUGGUGUGUGUGCUCUCCUUUCACGUCCCUGGGCCACUUCCCCUCAGGAGGUGAGCCUGAAGGCAUGAACCACCUCAGGGCACAGGACCCAAGCAGCUCUCAGUAAAGGGGAAUGGACUGAGUCCAUUACAUUUAUUUCAGUUAAAAAUAAUAAAUCUAUCUACCUGUAUCUCCAUAUAUCCAUGUAGAGGGGAUUUGGAGUGAUUAAGGCUGCUUCUGCUUUGAAGACGUACCCCAGUGUGUCCCCGGCACAGGGAUAAGGUGGCCUUGGGUGCCAGUCUUCCACAUGAAGCCAGCCAGGUUCAGAGUCACCUUUGCUGCUGCUCCCCGAGCUUGGCAGAGGCUUUCCGGCCCUCCCCUCCUGCUCCUGGGGUGCCUGGAUGGCUGCUUUGGUUUGAACCUCCUCUUGCCUGAAGCAGCCUGGGGCGGGGUCCACCAGGCUUCCCGCGUGAGUUCUGGUCUUUGAUUCUAGCCUGUGCUAGAGAGGCCGUCAGCUUUGUGUGCUAGCCACUGGUGUGUGUAGAGGGGCGGAGGGGCAGGGACUUGAGACAUAACACGUCAAAAUGCAGGUGCUUGUGGCCCCUGCAGUUGGGGCGUCCAGUAGGAAGCAGGUCUCCCCUAGCAGGGUAUCUGUCUCCUCGAGGCUUUCUUAGAAGGCUACACCCCACUCCUGAGUCAGCUCAACUCCUCCCCCUCUGCCCUGGAGUCCCAACCCGCUUCUGAGUGUCACAUUAGCAUUUUUAUUACUCAAAAGUGUCUUAUUCUUUGUUUCCAGACAUAUGACCCCUCUGUCUGUUAGAGGGGAGAGGGGUGAUCAUGAGAUGCCUCCCAGGGAAACAGCACAGAAAGGACUGUUGGUUGUGUUUUUUUAAAUAUAUAUAUAUAUAUAUAUAUCAACAGAUCAUAAGGAAAAAAAUACUCUGGUUCUUGCAAGAGAAAUCAAAUGAACAGAUGUUUCUCAACAAGAGCCUGGACGUCACAUCGAUCAUGACUGGAAAGACUGUCGUGCGGAACUCCCGUGGGGUGGAGUUCAUCAUCAAUGGCCAAAAAAGAAUUAAAGCAACAUUGUUAUCGAUUGAACUGAUGGGUGGGGCGGAGCCUCGGGGAGGUAUGUGGCGGCCAUUUCCCCUGGAAUGGAUCGGCUCUUCUGAGACCAGCUCCCUUCGGCCCCAGGCCUGCUCUAGAACUGUCCCUGUCACCACCAUA